Messenger RNA from Calliphora vicina (urban bluebottle blowfly), 1077 nucleotides. RefSeq names its product angiopoietin-related protein 2-like. The transcript has 4 exons. Lineage: Eukaryota; Metazoa; Arthropoda; Insecta; Diptera; Calliphoridae. The record is from RefSeq and is a predicted model, not a curated record. The coding region runs from base 54 to 1016 and encodes 320 amino acids.
UUUCACAUUUAAAGUUUAGCUUUGCAAGUAUUAACAUCACAUUUUAAAUUAAAAUGUUUACCAAAUCUUUAAUUGUUAUAAUAUUUAAUAUAUUUUUCUAUCAGCAAGUGAGCACGCAGUCUUGUGAUCUAGAAGAUUUUUAUUCACAUUUCUUUGGCCAACUGGAGAGUGUCAAGAAAUCGGUGGAGAUUUUAAAUACAAGGCUGGAUAUCAUCACAGACAGACAUUCCGCCUUUAUGUUCAAAAGCCAAACUACAGAUGAAAAUGUUGAAACUUCCGCCAAUAUUUCCAAGCCCAUAUUUGACAUACGCUAUGAUGACAUGCCCAAACAUUGUGCUAAACAUAUAACAGCCAGCUCCUGUGUCGAGGCCACCCAAUGCACUCGAUCUAGUGGCAUCUAUAACAUUACCGUUAAACGCUAUAGCAAUGAAUCUCUUAAUGUUUUCUGUGAUACGCACAAUUUCGCUGGCGAUUGGCUGUACAUACUUAAACGUGUUGAUGGUUCCGAGAAUUUUAAUCGCCCUUGGCUCGAUUAUGUUAAGGGUUUCGGCAAUGUGGCCGGUGAGUACUGGAUUGGCUUGGAGCAUUUGCAUGCUCUCACUAACUACAAUGGACCGCAAGAGCUAAAUAUUUAUAUGGAGAAUUUUGAGGGCCGGCAGGUAUUUGCACGUUACGACAAUUUCGUGGUGGGCAAUGCCAGUGAGAAUUACAAAUUGAAAUCAUUGGGCCGCUACUGGGGUACGGCUGGUGAUAGUUUGUUUAAGCAAUUGGGCGCUCAAUUCAGUACGCAUGAUUUCGAUAACGAUGAGCUGAAAGAUACAAAUUGUGCGGCUGCGCGUAAGGGUGGUUUUUGGUUUAAGGAUUGUUCUAAAGCCAAUCCUAUGGGUCGUUAUCUGCGCGGCAAAUAUACCAAUCUUUAUGAGGGCUCUUACUGGCGCACCUUUGAUGGUGAAAACUAUUCGCAAAAGACUAUAAUUUAUAUGAUUAGAAGGCAAACUAUUGUUAAUUAUUUGUAAGAAACUGAAAGGAAUUGUUUUUAAUAAAAACCAGACUGAAUAUUUAGUUUAAUAAUUUGGA